CAACUUCAUACCACACUCCUCCUACAAUCUCCCUUAAACACACAACCAUGGACACUGCAAUCGCCGAAUGGCAGGCCCGCGCUGAGGCCCUGAAGCCCCUCAACCUGAAGCAGAUCGAGGGUCCUCUGGGCGAGCUCUCGGACCACCUUACACUACGCUCUUUCGUGGUCGGCUAUGAAUACUCGGCGGCGGACGAGACGCUGUUCAAGACGAUUCGCGGAAACCGCGUGGCGCAUGCGUAUGUCAAGCAGAACUUGAUGCCCAAUUUGUGCCGCUGGUUUAGGUUUAUCGAGGAGGUGUAUGCGCCGCAGGUUGUGACGGUGCAGAGCAAAGGGAAAGACGGGAAGGCUAAAGAUGAUGGGGCGAAUUAUGAUAUCGGCCUGCAAGAUGUCGGUGACGGAACUGGCGUCGUGACCAGGUUCCCUCCCGAGCCUUCGGGCUACCUUCACAUCGGCCACGCAAAGGCCGCUCUCCUCAACGACUACUUCGCGCACGAGAAAUACAAGGGCAAGCUCAUCCUCCGAUUCGAUGACACGAAUCCGACAAAGGAGAAGCAGGAGUUCCAGGAUGCGAUUGUGGAGGAUCUCGCACUCAUGGGCAUCAAGCCUGACCAAGUGUCAUACACGUCCGACUACUUUGACCACCUAUACGAGGUUUGCGUACAGCUCAUCAAGGACGGUGGAGCCUACGCGGAUGACACGGCGCAAGACCGUAUGCGCGAGGAGCGCAUGGACGGUAUUGCCAGCGCGCGUCGCGAGGCUUCGGUGGAGGACAACCUGGCGCACUUCGAGGAGAUGAAGAAGGGCUCCGAGGAGGGCCUCAAGUGGUGCAUUCGCGCGAAGAUGUCGGUUGACGACCCGAACAAGGCUCUUCGCGACCCGGUCAUCUACCGUUGUAACCCCGAGGCGCACCACCGCACUGGCUCAACGUGGAAGAUAUACCCAACCUAUGACUUCUGCUGCCCGAUUGUGGACUCCCUUGAGGGCGUGACUCACGCUCUCCGCACGACCGAGUACAAUGACCGCGAUGCGCAGUACCAGUGGUUCAUCAAGACGCUCAAGCUACGCGGCGUCUACAACUGGGGCUUCGCUCGUCUGAACUUCAUCCGCACACUACUUUCCAAGCGCAAGCUUACCAAGAUCGUGGACGAGGGUGUCGUAACCGGCUGGGAUGACGCGCGCAUGCCGACCAUCCGUGGUGUACGUAGAAGGGGUGUUCAGGUUCCUGCCCUUCGCGAGUUCAUUCUCAAGCAAGGACCCAGCAAGAACAUUGUAAACAUGGAUUGGAACUCCUUCUGGGCAACCAACAAGAAGCACAUCGACCCGGUUGCCGCCCGUUACACCGCCAUAGCGGACGCCAACAAGGUCCCUGUCACCGUCGUCGGUCACACCGGAGGCACCACCAUUGAGGAGAAAGCCAAGCACGCCAAGUACGACCUCGGCAAGAAGAAGGUCGUCUUCAGCAAAGACAUCCUUAUGGAGCAGGAGGACGCGCAGUCGUUCGCCCAGGGCGAGGAAAUCACUCUCAUGAACUGGGGCAACGCCAUAGUCAAGAACAUCUCGCACUCCAUCAACCCGCUGUCCGCGCACGGCUUCAAAACCGUCACCGGCCUCGAGCUCGAGCUCCACCUCCAGGGCGAUGUCAAGACGACCUCCAAGAAGGUGACGUGGCUGUCCAAGGACCAGAACCUUGUCCCCGUCGAGCUCGUCGACUUCGACUACCUGAUUACCAAAGACAAACUCGAGGAGGAGGACAAGCUGGAGGACUUCCUGAACAAGAAAACCGAGACGAGGGUGAAGGCGGUGGCAGACUUGAACGUGGCCGACUUGAAGGUCGACGACGUGUUCCAGUUCGACCGCAAGGGGUACUUUAGGGUGGACAAGGCGUUCCAGCACGGCGAGCCGCUUGUCGCGUACAAGAUUCCCACGGGGGGCAAGUAAGCGUGCGGGCGUGUUUCAAACUCGCCGUCCGAGGCAGCAUGCAGUAGUGGAAAGUAGUUUCGGAAAUUAGAGACGCGCACCUAUCUAUGCGCUUGUGUAAAUGUGCCAUCCA
This is a messenger RNA of Paraphaeosphaeria sporulosa, 2052 nucleotides long. Its product is annotated as glutamyl-tRNA synthetase. NCBI's taxonomy places the organism in Eukaryota, Fungi, Ascomycota, Dothideomycetes, Pleosporales, Didymosphaeriaceae. Gene Ontology annotation, cellular component: cytosol; methionyl glutamyl tRNA synthetase complex; cytoplasm. The coding region runs from base 48 to 1940 and encodes 630 amino acids. Gene Ontology annotation, biological process: glutamyl-tRNA aminoacylation; translation. Gene Ontology annotation, molecular function: glutamate-tRNA ligase activity; ATP binding. The transcript has 2 exons. The record is from RefSeq and is a predicted model, not a curated record.